Messenger RNA from Amphibalanus amphitrite, 3590 nucleotides. RefSeq names its product dolichyl-diphosphooligosaccharide--protein glycosyltransferase subunit STT3B-like. Gene Ontology annotation, molecular function: dolichyl-diphosphooligosaccharide-protein glycotransferase activity. The coding region runs from base 210 to 2531 and encodes 773 amino acids. Gene Ontology annotation, cellular component: membrane. NCBI's taxonomy places the organism in Eukaryota, Metazoa, Arthropoda, Thecostraca, Balanomorpha, Balanidae. The record is from RefSeq and is a predicted model, not a curated record. The transcript has 15 exons. Gene Ontology annotation, biological process: post-translational protein modification.
AGCUCAAUAUUUGAUAUCGAUAUAAAACAAAAUAAAGGCAAAUUUGAUGUUACUGUGGAUUGAAUAUUCACUUUAUAUUUCAAAAAUAUGAAAACAUCGUCCGUAAUGUUUUCAAAGCAACUUAACAUUUUUUUCAUUAUAAUGUUUGUUUCCAAUGUUCAAAGCCUCGAAAUCGAUACAGAUCUCUUCGGCACCGUAAACAAUCCAACAUGGCGAAGAAAGCCGGUGCCUCCGUAAAAACAGCGUUAAAUACCCCUUCUGGGGUAUCAACGCUUCUAACUUUUGCAAUAUUAGCGUUAGCAUGCGUGGCUGGUUUUUCAAGCCGGCUGUUUGCGGUUAUUCGCUUUGAGAGUAUCAUCCACGAGUUUGAUCCAUGGUUCAACUACCGCUCCACAGCAUACAUGGUGAAGCAUGGAUUCUACAACUUCCUCAACUGGUUCGACGAGCGCGCCUGGUACCCGCUGGGCCGGAUUGUGGGCGGCACUGUCUACCCCGGGCUGAUGCUGACCUCAGGUCUGAUCCACCAUGUACUUGACCUGCUCAACAUCCCUGUCCACAUCAGGGACAUCUGCGUCUUCCUGGCGCCCAUCUUCAGCGGUCUGACGGCGAUCGCCACGUUUCUGCUGACGCGCGAGCUGUGGUCGACCGGCGCCGGUCUGUUCGCUGCCUGCUUCAUCGCCAUCGUGCCCGGAUACAUCAGUCGAUCGGUGGCCGGCAGCUAUGACAACGAGGGCAUCGCCAUCUUCGCGCUCAUGUUCACCUACUUCCUCUGGGUGCGCUCCGUGAAGACGGGCUCGGUGUACUGGGCCUCACUGACUGCGCUCAGCUACUUCUACAUGGUGUCAGCCUGGGGCGGCUACGUGUUCAUCAUCAACCUGAUCCCGCUGCACGUCUUCGCGCUGAUGCUGAUGGGUCGGUACUCGACGCGCCUCUACACGGCCUACACGACCUUCUUCAUCCUGGGUCUGCUCUGCUCCAUGCAGAUUCCGUUUGUCGGCUUCCAACCGAUCCGGACCAGCGAGCACAUGGCUUCGGCCGGUGUGUUCGCGCUCAUCAACGCGUUCGCGCUGCUCAAGUACCUGCAGCCGUUCGUGAGCAGGGCGCAGCUGCGGCACUUUUUCCUGGUGGCGGCCGCCGGCUCGGCGGCUCUGGUGUUCCUUGCCGUGGUAGGCCUGACGUACGCCGGAGUCAUCGCGCCCUGGAGCGGCCGGUUCUACUCGCUCUGGGACACAGGCUACGCCAAGAUCCACAUCCCGAUCAUCGCCUCCGUGUCGGAGCACCAGCCGACCACCUGGUUCAGCUUCUUCUUCGACCUGCACAUUCUGGUGCUCACCUACCCGGUGGGACUGUGGUACUGCAUCAAAAACAUCAACGACGAACGCGUCUUCAUCGUGCUGUACGCCGUCUCUGCCGUCUACUUCGCCGGCGUCAUGGUGCGCCUGAUGCUGACGCUGACGCCGGUCGUGUGCGUCCUCUCUGCCAUCGCGUUCAGCCAGUUCUUCAGUCUGUACCUGCGAGAGGAGAGGGACGGCUCAUCAGGGGACAGUGAUGAUGAUGACCCGGCCAACGGCAACAAACAGCUCUACGAUAAGGCCGGGAAGCUGCGCAAGAUGCGUCACGAGCGUCAGUCAGCCGAGUCGGACGGCCUGGGCAUGAACGUGCGGACCCUCAGCCUGGUGGCCGUCAUCAUGAUGCUGAUGAUGUUCGCCGUGCACUGCACCUGGGUCACCAGCAACGCCUACAGCAGCCCCAGCAUCGUGCUGGCCUCCUACAGCGGCGGGGAGCGGAACAUCCUGGACGAUUUCCGCGAGGGCUACUACUGGCUGUGGCAGAACACGCCCGAGGACGCCCGCGUUAUGUCCUGGUGGGACUACGGCUACCAGAUAGCGGGCAUGGCCAACCGCACCACGCUGGUUGACAACAACACGUGGAACAACAGUCACAUCGCACUGGUGGGCAAGGCCAUGUCGUCCAACGAGAGUGCCGCCUACGAGAUUAUGACUGCGCUGGACGUGGACUACGUGCUGGUCAUCUUCGGCGGAGUGAUCGGCUACUCGGGUGACGACAUCAACAAGUUCCUGUGGAUGGUGCGUAUCGCCGAGGGCGAGCACCCGCAGGAUAUCAAGGAGAGCGACUUCUUCACCGAGCGCGGCGAGUUCCGCGUCGACUCUGGCGGAUCGCGGACGCUGCUCAACUGUCUCAUGUACAAACUGUCCUACUACAGAUUCGGAGAGAUGAAGACCGACUACCGCGUGCCGGCCGGCUACGAUCGCACCAGGAACGCCGAGAUCGGCAACAAGAACAUCGCGCUCACCUACCUGGAGGAGGCCUACACCACCGAGCACUGGCUGGUGCGGAUAUACAGGGUGAAGAAGCCUGACGAGUUUAACCGUCCGAGUAUACCAAAGAGGGAGAGGCGCAUCAAGCGCGGCAAGGUGACGCUCUCCAAGAAGACGGCAAAGAGGCGCCGCGGGUCGCUGAAGGACCAGCCCGUGGUCGUCAAGGGCCGGAAGCCAGCCGCCAGGGCAUAGGUGGCGCUGCAGUCGCCAUGAUAGGUGGCGCCACAGUCAUAGGUGACGCUCCUGCGGUGAGCGCCGUCCGAGUCCUGCCGGUAGAAACUUUCAAGACGAUAAAAGAGGAAUGUCAUUCGUUCGGUUCAGCUGUCCUGGUCAGUCUCUGUAUCAAAUUACGUAACAUGUGAUGCCGCUGUGUAUCGAGUGUAGCUUAGGUGGACGACGCUAUAUCAGGGUGAGACUGUGGCUCGCUGGCAGUCUCUAGUUUUGUUUAUUUGUGUGAUCACUAAGCACUGUGCUGAACGUAAACCAUCUACCACAACACUAUUUGCAUAUGGUCGCCAGACUGCGCCGGCGUUGUGCCAUGCACGGUCGGCUCGGAUCGGGUUCCCUGUGGGGUAUCAGGCUGGCGCCACUUGGCCCCCUGUCCAGUGAUGAUACCCGGGCCUCCUUGGUCUGCCUCCUGAGAGCUGACGGCUCGGCACCUCUGGCCUGCGUCGGUCGGCGACAGACGCUGUUCCCCGGCGCUGCAGGGACCAGGAGGCCGCCGUGAUCAGUGUGUGGCCCGAUACGGGGUCUCACCCAAGCGGCCACUGCAGGAAGGCACGGGCGCACGGUUGUGAGGGACAGUGACGGACGGUAGACGGCGGUGGCGGCGACUGAUUCGGCCCCGCUGACGGACGGGGGUGAUCGGGAGUCACAACGGGCGCACGGCGCGCCAAUUCCACGCGGGGUCCGGCGCGCGCGCGCGCUGCGUGCCCCCCGGCACUGAGUGAUGCCUUAUUUUGUGGUAAACGUUCCGGGUGCGUCGGCCGAAAGUGCGCCGUUUGCUGUUGGGUUCUGCGCGAUUGGGGAGCAGGCACGUGGCUGGAUCCCGGUCCCGGGUCCCGGGCGGGAGGUGCAGUAGGCCGGUGGUGGGUGUCCGGAUCCCGGGUCCUCGCUGGACCAGGGCACGUGUCCGACUGUGGUUUCUUUUGUCACGAAAAGUGCAACUGCCUGCAAUCUGCGUGCGUGCGUGGGUGGGGAUCGUGUGGGAUCGUGCUCUUGUUGGUGUUAAAUACAUUUUAUUAAAUACCA